Chenopodium quinoa (quinoa) is the source of this 585-nucleotide messenger RNA. RefSeq lists its product as uncharacterized. Bases 1 to 585 code for a protein of 194 amino acids. NCBI's taxonomy places the organism in Eukaryota, Viridiplantae, Streptophyta, Magnoliopsida, Caryophyllales, Amaranthaceae. The transcript has a single exon. Gene Ontology annotation, molecular function: nucleic acid binding; RNA-DNA hybrid ribonuclease activity. The record is from RefSeq and is a predicted model, not a curated record.
AUGGUGAUUGCUAGAGUGUUAAGAUGGACUGAUGAAAGCACAAAGCCUGAGAUGAGUUCGUCCCGCGCCGCUGCUACUGCCGCCUGCAUAAGCCCGAAUCAGUGGGUUCCUCCACCUCCUGGCAUCAUCAAAAUAAACUCUGAUGCUUCGCUUUCUGAAGAGGGCUGGGUUGGGCUCGGUGUUGUUGCACGAAAUAGCCUUGGUGAGAUCGUGUUUUCUGCCACAAAAAGACUCCGUGCGUGGUGGUCAGUUGAGAUAGCUGAAGCAAAAGCAAUUGAAUGGGCGAUUAGACUUGGCUGUAAAAUUGGUUGCAAGGAGAUUAUUAUGGUGUCCGACUGCCAGAUUGUUGUGUCUAGACUCUCCAGGAGUGCAACUCAUCUCACUGAUUUGGACUCGGUGUUAUGCGAUAUUAUGGCUCUAAUUGUUCAAUAUACUAGCCUACAGUGGAGUCAUGUGAAGCGUGCUGGCAAUGAAGUAGCUCACUCUCUUGCAAAAUUUCUUCCCUUUAAUUUGGAGCAAAUAUGGGAACGCUAUGUUCCUCCUGAUGUAUCCCCUUAUGUUCUUAUGGACACACUUGCUAUUUAA